Molecule: messenger RNA, 450 nt
Organism: Epithele typhae
Lineage: Eukaryota; Fungi; Basidiomycota; Agaricomycetes; Polyporales; Epitheliaceae
Exons: 3
Coding region: 1-450 (149 amino acids)
Source: RefSeq, a predicted model, not a curated record
AUGUGCACGAACCCGACCCUUACCCCUCUCCCCGUCCUCGGGAGCCUCGCGCAGCCGGUGGAGCCGCUGCAACUCUGGAGUGCUCGCGAGCUCACCGCGGUGCUCGCCGCUGCUCGGGCGACCUCGAUAUCAUCAGUCAUUACGCUCGAGAGCUCGAGCGCUCUCCCGGCCAUCACUGGCAACAAGCGUGCGAUCCCGAGUUCGGGCCGGGGCUCUCGCGCGUCCCUACCCGUGCUGCUUCAUACGUGCACGAUGGCGUUGCAUCUCGCGCUCGCGCUCUCAAGGUACCACAUGGGUUUGAGCAUGGUCAGUCUCACGCGGUGCAUCAUGGUGGUCGUUGUGUGGAAUGUGCUCGGCGCGCGGGGCGACGGCGAGUGCUGUACGAUCCUCGCCGUCAUCGUCAACAGUGUGCUGCAGGUUGUCCUCUAUGUGUCGCUUGCACUGCUGUGA